Camellia sinensis is the source of this 1299-nucleotide messenger RNA. The record is from RefSeq and is a predicted model, not a curated record. NCBI's taxonomy places the organism in Eukaryota, Viridiplantae, Streptophyta, Magnoliopsida, Ericales, Theaceae.
AUGCGUCGCGUUGGACCCGAGAGUCGUGGCUCUCAUCAUCCUGAGUUAAAGGUUCCUUUUGUCUCAAUACUUCUCGGAGCUUCCCCUGCUUUCCCUAUAGAGGUGUCAUUAGAGUACUCCCCUACACCAGCUCAGCAGUUUCCAGCCUCCCUGGCAUAUGCUCCUUUACCACCUGAGGACCCGAACGAGGAUCCCGACGAAGAUCCCGAAGAAGACCCAAAGGAAUCGUUUGACUUAGGGCUUGGAUACGACAUUGGAUGCAGAAAGGGAGUAGGCAGACUCAAAAAGGACUUUGAUGAUGAAAACGAAGAAAUGGGGUCAGUCCUUUGGGUUUCAGGCCCGAAUGCUCAAGUUAUUGGCAGACAAAGGCCAUGGACGAACAAGUCAGGAGGGGCAACAGGAGAAAACCGAAAGGUUGGACCAACUGGUAAUCAAAAAGCCACAGGCAGAGUUUUUGCUCUUCAAGAGAAAGAUGAUGAAGAUCCAUUAGUAAUUAGAGGUAACAUUGUACUCUAUAAUUCUUGGGUUCACGUUCUAUUCGAUUAUGGCGCAUCAUAUUCUUUUAUAUCAACAUCGUGUGUUAAAUCAUUAGGUCUUGAAUGUGAUCCUUUAGAAACUAUUUUAUGUGUUGCAUCACCCUUGGGAGGAAAUAUUAGGGUAAGAUUAAUCUGUCGAGGGUGUGAAUUAGAAGUGUCAGGGUUACACUUGAGUUGCAACCUUCGGGUCAUGAACAUGUCCGAUUUUGACAUAAUCUUGGGUAUGGAUUGGUUAUUCGCCCACCGAACAGUGAUUGAUUGCUACCACAAGAGGGUGACGGUUUGCACACCUAGUGGAACGUGUUUCCAAUUUAAGAGGGAUAGAGAGGAUUCCCUGAGCACGACAAAUCGUAAAAUGCAGUGGCAUCAACAAUUUGCUAGAUGGUUAGCAAGUUUGAUCAUUAAUGAAGAAGUCCAAUCAGAAUUAAAUCUUCCGCGUGUAGUUUGUGAAUACACUGAUGUUUUUCCUGAGGAAUUGCCAGGAUUACCGCCACAUCGUGAUGUAGAUUUUAGUAUUGAGUUACAAGCGGGUACUGCACCAAUAUCCCUGACGCUCCACCGUAUGGCUCCUGCCGAACUUCAGGAAUUAAAGACGCAACUGCAAGAAUUACUGGAAAAGGGAUUUAUCCGACCAAGUACCUCACCGUGGGGAGCACCAGUUCUAUUUGCAAAGAAAAAGGACGGAACACUAAGAUUAUGCAUAGAUUAUCGACAACUCAAUCGGGAUGAUGAUCAAGAACCGAUAUCCACUUCCACGGAUUGA